GUGUAGAGGAAAGGGGAAGUGACAGGCAGGUGAUCUGCAGCGGGUGCUGUUUGUGCGGAGCCCGGCUGGUCCACGACGCAGGAUGGGGUGCCGAAGCAGCCCUGCCAUGAAAGACACCCCUGAUCUCAACCGGCACCGCCAACACAGUGACCUUGCGGUGGCAGAUCAGCCCAACUUUGGAGAGAUCUCAGACCAGAACCAGCAGGUGUGGGCCCUCCAGGGUAAGACGCUCGUGGCCAUCCCUCGGAGUGACAACAAGGCUGCAGCGACGGUCGUGAUUCUGCCGUGCAAGUACCCGCAGUCUCUCGAGCAAGGCAAAGGGGUCCCCAUUUAUUUGGGAAUAGAGAGUCCGGAAAUGUGUCUGUGUUGUGAGGACGCCGGAGGACAGCACUUGUUGCAGCUGAAGGAGCAGAAGAUAAUGGAUCUGUACCACCGUGCCGAGCCGGUGAAGCCCUUCCUCUUCUACCACAGCAGGCCUGGCAGGGCCUCCACCUUCGAGUCCGUGGCCUUCCCCGGCUGGUUUAUCGCCUCCUCGGAGAGAGACCAGCCCCUGCUGCUCACUUCGGAGCUGGGGACCAAGUUCAACACUGCCUUCGACUUGGAGAUAAAGGCUUGAACUCAGGGCGGCAGAGGCAGUCUGGUUAAAGGAUUUUGUCUUAAAUUUUCUCAGUGUUGCUUUCAUACCAGUGCCUCGAGGCGAGCAGAGCUGAGGAGACGCAGCGCCUUCAUGUUACCUAAAGAGCGGCCGUGGGGAUGGGGGAUCCAUGGCUCUCCCUCGAGCCGAGCGGCCGAGCCCGUGAGGUGCCUGGACGGGGCUCAGCUCAGAGCUCCUCAAGGCCACCCGAGGUUGUCGGACUGCGUGGAGCUGAGUUUGUUUCUGUUCUGUCUUGUCUCCUUCACCGUUUGGAUUAAAUCCCAUCAUCUUUAUAUGCUGCCGUGUCCUUCAAUGUGUAUAAUUUAGU
This is a messenger RNA of Choloepus didactylus (southern two-toed sloth), 962 nucleotides long. Its product is annotated as interleukin-36 gamma-like. The coding region runs from base 83 to 616 and encodes 177 amino acids. The transcript is spliced from 5 exons. Gene Ontology annotation, biological process: cellular response to lipopolysaccharide; positive regulation of gene expression; cytokine-mediated signaling pathway. The record is from RefSeq and is a predicted model, not a curated record. Gene Ontology annotation, molecular function: cytokine activity; interleukin-1 receptor binding. Lineage: Eukaryota; Metazoa; Chordata; Mammalia; Pilosa; Megalonychidae.